This is a messenger RNA of Thrips palmi, 1654 nucleotides long. Its product is annotated as zinc finger protein 239-like. Gene Ontology annotation, cellular component: nucleus. The coding region runs from base 331 to 1287 and encodes 318 amino acids. The transcript has 4 exons. NCBI's taxonomy places the organism in Eukaryota, Metazoa, Arthropoda, Insecta, Thysanoptera, Thripidae. The record is from RefSeq and is a predicted model, not a curated record.
UAAAUUCCUCGUGUUACCAGUGCAGGCGGCCGGCGACCGGCCACCACCAUCCCCGUCCAUCGCACUUGUGGGCGCGAGCAGCCGCGGCCUUCACACCGCGAGGCCCGCGGGUCGAUUCGUUUGUCUCUACUAUAGAUUAGGGCGGACCGAUCAACGUUCUUUCAAUUACUCUGUGUAUGCGCUGCAUAUUUUAAUAGUGUACACCCCGCUCGAGCGGCGCGGAAAGUGAGGCAGCGUGUUUUCUCCACGGCCCUGACGUCAUUUGCGUCGAAUGUUUGCUGUGACUUCUCCAUCUGCGCAUCGUCAAACUGAAAAGAGAAAUUUCUUCCAAUGGCUUCUCCCACUCUUCGAGUACCUCUGCAUGAAAAUGCAUUGAAGAGAGUUUAUCUUUCAUGCAUUGGUCUCGCGCACGUCAAGGUGGAAAUCCUUUCGCCCGGUGGACUGGCCUGCCGAGGAGGCGGCGCGGAAAGCGAGGAACCGGGUGUGGGUGCGAGCGAGGUCCAGCCCCAGCAGCUCCGCAUCGCGGCGGCCUUCUCGCUGGCAGGGUUGGCUGGCGACGCGGUCCCGGCGGAGCAGGCCUCGCCCAGGGAGGAGGCAGGCAGGGAGACGCGCCGCGGGUUCAGGUGUGGGGAGUGCGGCGAGUGCUUCGGUGCAGAGGCGGACUUGAGGAAGCAUCUGGCUGGUCACGCCAGGGAGGGACCGCAUUCGUGUGACGUCUGCGGCAAGGAGUUCCCCAGGUCUUCAGAUCUCGUUAGGCACAAGAGAAACCACACAGGGAAGAAACCUCACGAGUGUGACGUGUGCGGAAAGAGGUUCUCUCAAGGUGGUCAUUUAAGUGAUCACAAAAGAAUUCACACCGGGGAGAAGCCUCACGAGUGUGACGAGUGCGGAAAGAGGUUUUCUCGUGGUUGUCAUUUAAGUGAUCACAAAAGAAUUCACACCGGGGAGAAGCCUUACAAGUGUGACGAGUGCGGAAAGAGGUUCUCUACUGGUGGUAAUUUAAGUGAUCACAAAAGAAUCCACACCGGGGAGAAGCCAUUCAAAUGUGGCUAUUGCGGAAAGAACUUUGCAAAGUCAGAUACUUUAAAAAGACACAAGAGAAUUCACACUGGCGAGAGGCCUUACAAGUGUGAGGAGUGCGGAAGGAAGUUCUCGGAUCCAAGACAUUUAAGGAACCACAAGAGAAUCCACACCGGGGAAAAGCCUUACGAGUGUGACGAGUGCGAAAAAAGGUUUACUGACUCAGGGAAUCUUCAUGUGCACAAGCAAAGCCACGCUAGAAAAUGAUGUUACGUGUGGGCCUUUACUGUACUUGUCAUUUUGUUUAACUCUCAGAAUCUUUUCGUUUGCUGCUUUUCUGCGCUUUAUUUGUCUAAAUCGGUUUUUCUACCUUGCCCUGCAUUUCUCCUCCGUUCCGAUGUUCAUUUAUAAAAUAGCGUCACGCUGUUCAUUUACUUUUCGCGCUUGUGUGUUUUUUUGUUUUUUUUUUUCAAUUAGUACUGUUGUUAUCACUGCGCAGAAUUGUUUUGUUGUGUUUGUCACCGUAGACGCAGUCGUUCCAUUUCUCGGGGACAGGAUUCCCAUGUUGGCAAUCUGUGAAUUGUUUCUGUAUUUACUUUCCUGUAAAAACUGUCUCGCGACGGAGAAUUCAUAU